This is a messenger RNA of Macrosiphum euphorbiae (potato aphid), 399 nucleotides long. The record is from the annotation of a GenBank genome assembly. Lineage: Eukaryota; Metazoa; Arthropoda; Insecta; Hemiptera; Aphididae.
AUGAAAACAUCGACGGAUGAGGUUGAUAAGUGCGUCAUUGAUUAUAUUACUUCAAAAAAAGAUUCUCAGACAAACAAAAAUAAUAGCGAUCUUGAUUUUUUCAAAAGCUUGUUACCUGAUAUAUCUAAAAUGACAGAUUAUCAGAAAAGGCAGUUUAAGAGAAGAACACUUGAUACUAUAGAUUCAAUUUUGGACGAUUCGCCUACACAGAACACUAUUUCAUAUGUUCAACGACCUUCAUCCAGCUACUCCGGAAGUUCAUAUUCAGUAUUGAGUCCUGAGCCACCCGUGGGGACGGUCGGAUUUCAACAGUUGGGAAAUUUGCAUUCAGAAGACUACGAACGAAUUAAUAAUAAUCCGACAACAGUACAAAAUUACCUCCAUACCUUUACUGAAUAG